Molecule: messenger RNA, 2397 nt
Organism: Lactuca virosa
Lineage: Eukaryota; Viridiplantae; Streptophyta; Magnoliopsida; Asterales; Asteraceae
Source: the annotation of a GenBank genome assembly
AGUUGGAGAACUAAAGACAGAGAGAACAGCAAAUCAAUGGGAAGAUCCAAAAUAUUUCAUUUCUUAAUCUUCUUCUGUAUAUGUCUUGUCACCAUAGCCCUUCCUCAACCUGAUCAAAAUGAAAGAAAGCCAUACAUUGUAUACAUGGGAGCUUCUCCUGUAAAGAGGACAAUGACAUCUAUCGUUGAUCAUCACCAUAGUCUUCUUUCAGAGACCAUUGGAGAUGAAAUAUUAGCAAGAGAUUCCAAGUUGCAUAGUUAUGGAAGGAGCUUUAAUGGAUUUGUGGCAAAUCUACUACCUCAUGAAGCAAAUCAACUCUCACAGAAAGAAGGAGUCUUAUCAGUGUUCCCAAACACCAUACGACCGCUUCACACAACCAGAUCAUGGGAUUUUAUCGGAUUGCCACUGAGGAGUACACAAAGAAACAUAACAGCCGAAAGCGAUCUAAUUAUUGGCGUUCUUGAUACAGGGAUUUGGCCGGAAUCCCCUAGCUUCAAUGACAAAGGUUACGGUCCUCCUCCUACAAAAUGGAGGGGUAAAUGCUUCUUGGGUGGCAAUUUUACUGGUUGCAACAAUAAAUUGAUAGGCGCACAAUAUUCCUACAUCGCAAGUAAGCACGACCCGAAACUAUCACCGGUGGAUAACGAAGGACAUGGAACGCACACAGCUUCCACGGCGGCGGGUGUUCCGGUGAGGGGUGCAAGCGUGUACGGUAUUGCGAGAGGCACAGCUCGAGGUGGGGUGCCCUCGGCUCGCAUAGCAGCUUACAAAGUAUGUUGGGGCGGUGGUUGUUCGGAUAUGGAUCUGUUAGCCGGAUUCGACAUGGCAAUCGCCGAUGGGGUGGAUGUAAUUUCAGUGUCCAUUGGUGGAUCACCUAAGAAAUUCUUCCAGGAUUCAAUGGCGAUUGGGGCUUUUCACGCAAUGAAGAAGGGGAUCUUCACCGCUUGCUCCGGUGGUAACGACGGUCCAUAUCAGCUCACAGUACAAAACACAGCGCCGUGGAUAACAACCGUAGCUGCUUCAAGUACCGAUCGGCAGUUUGUGGCUGAUGUUAAGUUGGGAAACGGUGAAAACAUCAUGGGAAUUUCUGUAAAUACAUUUUCAUUGAGGAAGAAGAUGUAUCCGUUAAUAAGUGGUACCCUUGCAGCCAACACCACCGAAUCAUACAGAAACGCAAGUGCUUGCGACUAUGGAUCUUUAUCAGAUGAGAUGAUAAAGGGUAAAAUCGUCUUUUGUUUGGGGAAAGGCGAGCAAGAUCACACACUUUAUGACAAACAUGUGGCGGGAUUAAUUGUGUCCCGAGAGACACAUUACGAUACACCUUCUUCUUUUGUGAUCCCUGGAACUUCAGUAAAUCUCAUGGAGGGCAAAAAUAUUGAUUCCUACAUCAACUCCACCACAAUGUCGGUUGCAAUAAUACAAAAAUCAAGAGCCAUUAAGAUUGCUGAUGCACCAUUCAUUGCAUCUUUCUCUUCAAGAGGACCACAAGUGAUAACUCCCAACAUUCUUAAGCCUGAUAUUGCUGCACCUGGAUUGGGGAUAUUGGCUGCAUAUUCAAGACUAGCAAGCAUGACAGGUGAUAGAAAUUAUGACAGACGAUAUGUGGAUUUCAAGAUAGCUUCCGGAACAUCAAUGGCGGCUCCUCAUGUGGCGGCUGCUGCCGCCUAUGUCAAAUCAUUUCACCCGACUUGGUCCCCUGCUGCAAUCAAAUCAGCUCUCAUGACAACAGCAACACCAAUGAAGAUGAACAAAGAAGACAUGGAAUUGGCAUAUGGAUCGGGUCUAAUAAACCUUAAAAAAGCAAGAGACCCGGGUCUUGUAUACGACAUCAACACAAGUGGCUACAUUCGAUACCUAUGUACAGUUGGCUACAACACCACAACUCUUGGCAUACUCAUUGGUGGAAACCAACAAUAUGAUUGCAAGAAUUUUAAACCAACCAAAGGUGCAGAUGGACUAAACUACCCCUCGAUCCAUUUGCAACUUGAAACGAAUGUCACCACGUUUUCAGGAGUCUUUAAGCGGAUUGUGAAGAAUGUAGGGACACAUGAAUCGACGUAUAAAGUGGAAGUGGUGAGUCAACCGGGACUCACGGUUAGGGUUGACCCAAGUACUUUGACUUUUCAAAAAUUGAAUGAGAAAAAGUCGUUUACGGUUUAUGUGGAAGGGUUGUUUCUUCAACCGAAAGUGCAUUUGGUGUCGGGAGCGAUUGAAUGGAAGGAUGCUAAGCAUUCGGUAGUGAGUCCGGUAGUUGUAUAUAGGUAUUCGCCUCCACUAUGGAUGGAUGAAAAGAAGGUGUAGGGGCUAAUUUCACUUUGUUUUUUCUAAUUUGGAACAAUUUUAAGUGAUGAAUUUGGGAUGUGGUACUUAGUUUUUAGUGUUUAAUUUCAGAAUGGG